AAUAUUCGUAUCACAAAAAAAUUGUGAUGUCCGUCAAAAAGUAAACAAUAAUGUCUCGAAAUCACCGAGAUAAUAACAGUGUUAACCAAAAUUACAAAUUGGUUGUCGUGGGAGGGGGCGGAGUGGGUAAAAGUGCUCUUACCAUACAAUUUAUACAGUCAUACUUUGUCACUGACUAUGAUCCAACUAUUGAGGACUCGUAUGCCAAGCAGUGUGUUAUUGAUGAGGAGGUGGCAAGACUUGAUAUUUUGGACACAGCUGGACAGGAAGAAUUUAGUGCAAUGCGUGAGCAAUAUAUGAGGUCAGGAAUGGGGUUUCUCUUGGUGUACUCCGUCACUGAUAGAAGCAGUUUCGAUGAGAUUUACAAGUUCCAUAAACAGAUUUUACGUGUAAAAGACAGGGAUGAAUUUCCAAUGAUUCUAGUCGGCAAUAAAUGUGACCUUGAACAUCAAAGACAGAUCUCACCAGAGGAAGGUCAAGAGUUAGCGAGACAACUAAAAAUUACAUAUAUAGAAGCUAGUGCCAAAAUACGUAUGAAUGUAGACCAAGCAUUUUAUGACCUUGUGAGAAAAGUCAGAAUAUUUGAAUUAAAUGAAAGACCACCCCCUAAAGCGAAGCAUAAAUCGAAACCAAGAUGUACAAUUUUAUGACAUUGUGUAUUAUUAUAAUUUACGUGUUCUGCCUUUGAAGUGCCAGUAUGUAUACACAUAGGAGACCAUUACACAAUAUAUUCUGGCAUAUGUGUUUAAUGCAAGUUUAGCAUAUAUGUCGUGUAUUCCUGACAUAAAUAUGCGGAAUAGACAUAUGUUUUUGUAUGUGUCUCUAGAAUUAGUUAAUAAUAAAUAUAUGUGAAGUAGAUAAUGAUAAUCCAGAGCCUAGAAUUACACGUCCUAAAGCAAUUGUGACCAAAAAUCAUUUAUUGAUGUUGUCAUAUAUGUGUAUUGGAUAUGUGAAAGGUAACAUAUAAAAUAUGGGAAGUUAACAUUAACUUGUUUAACCAGAAACAUGUGAAGUAACAAGAUACAGUGUAUUCAACUAAUACAGAGCCAUGUGAAGUAAAUAGAUGUAGAAUAUCUCAACCGGUAUAGGACCUUGUGAAGGAAAAUGAUACAGAAUUUGAUUUAUAAUACAGUACUACGGAAAGUAACUACAUGAAGUUCAGAAUCAUGUGAUGUAACUAUAUCAUAUUUCAACCAAUACAAAACCAUGUGAAGUAAUUUAAUGAAAUAUAUCUCUACUAAUACAGAACCAUGUGAAGUAGUAUGAUAAAGGUUAUCUCAACUAUUAUGGGAUGUAGUGAAAGAAUUCAGAAUAUCUCAAUAAAUACAGAACCAUUGAAGUAAAUAAUGAUGUGAUGGAACAGAACAUACCUCAAGAAAGAGUUAACACCAAAGUAUAGUCAUUGCCAAGAAUCAAAACUUGAACAACAACAAAAGAAAGCACAAAGUACCAUGCUGCCUGACAUUUUGCUAUAUCUGUUACUGUGUGGCAAGGGAGCUAACUGCAUUAAAGCAUAUUUAUAGAAAAUUGAUUAGAUUUCUAAAAUUGUAAACCGAGAAUAUAGUAUAGGCUUUAUAUAUUGUGUACAUCAUUGAAUUUUAAGUUUUGACAUAAGUAUUAAUAUCUGCUUAAAGCAAUAUCUUAAUUGGUUGAUUAUUUUGGGUGGAAUGAAAGAAAAUGAAAAUUUGUAUCGAUUUAUUGUUUAUAGUAAUAAUGACAUUAAAAUUUAACAUUUAUUUUUAUGUUUAAAUUUUUAUAUAUAAUUUUGCUGAUGUUUAGGAUCUGAUUCACCCACUGAAAGGCCUGGAAUGAAUUUUUUGAAUAUGAAUUUUAGUUUAAUUUAAGUAAGUCCAGCAAAUGGUUUGAACUUUUUAAUACCUGAUUUAAUGAACAAACAGAAUAAAUGUUUGGUUAUAAAGGUUUAAGCCCAUGCAUUUUGUCGUUGUGAAAGUACUUCACUUUUGGGAGUCAAAAAAAAUAAAAUUGUUUUAUUGCUAAGCAUGAUAUGAUUAAUACAAUUUUUGGUGCUUUCUUGUUGUAGUGAAGGAUAUUUCAAAUUUGUACCCUAAAAUAAAACAAAUAUUUAAUGCCUUAUCAUUUUUAAGAUGUAUUUUAUCAUAAUAGUGUUGCUUUUCCCUUUCAUUAGACAGUUGCAGUAAAAGGACUGGUUCCCAAUUAUGGGAAAAUUUUAUUUUUCCCCAAAUUGGUAUUAUUUAAUUUUGUUAAAAAUUCACAAUUUUGAUUGUAGUUUUGAUUAAUUUUUACCAAAUUACCUAAUUUCAUGAAUUAGUAAGAUUUAGCAAGCCGACCCAGCCAAAAAAUAUGAGAAUUGGAAAAAUAGAGACACUUGAUAUUUGUGUGAAUUGAUUGUCACUUAAGUUUUUUUUCCUCACAUCUCGACUUGAGUGUCCAUUUUAAAAAAAAAAUGCCAGUUAUUUAAGGCUGUCAAGUCACAAGUGUGUUGUGUUGAUUUCUUAACAUCUUAUAUAAGAACAAUUAACGGGACUCAAAAACAUUAUCACCUUUUCAUCAUUUGCAAAACACAAAAUGUGUGGAUAAAUUUACUUUGUAAAUCCAGUUGAUUACUGCAAUUUUCAUAAAAUGUCACAAAAUGAAUGCCCAUACCAAUCAGUUAUUAAUAUUUUUGCAAAAUUUCCUCCCUUGCUGGAAAUUCUUUUUGUUUUUUUGCAGAAUUACUUCACUUGUUUAUUUUGCAGAAUUACUUCCCUUGUAUAUUUUGCAGAAUGACUUCACUUGUUUGUUUUGCAGAAUUACUUCCCUUGUAUAUUUUGCAGAAUUACUUCCCUUGUAUAUUUUGCAGAAUUACUUCCCUUGUAUAAUUUGCAGAGUUUACCUGCUUUGCUUUUGAUCAUUCCAUUAUAUAGGCUUUAUUGUUGAUUACCAUGUAUGUUUGAAGAAUAGGUAUAUAUGUAUAUAUAGUUAUUUAUUUGUUGUAUGUAAAUCAUUAUCUGAGCAUAGUCAUAGGAAAUGGUACCCAGGAGUAGGAAUGAUGUAAUAAUUAUUGUUUUCAUGUAAUAUACGUAAGACUUUUGUGUAAUUAUGAUUUUCUUAACUUGACGUUCUUAACUUUUCCAUAUUGAACCCAAAGGGGAAAACAACUACAAAAAAACUGAAAGUCUGAAAAAUACUACAUUCUGUACUGGUAAAACUAAUUUUAUUUUAUGUCUUUAAAUAGGUUUUUUGGAUAUGUUUUUUGAAAGAAACUACUCUUCAAACAUGGCUUAAAGAAUUUCAACCAAGUUUUUACAAAUUAACCCUGCAUUUAUUGUUGAGAGUUUUGCGAUUUAGUUAUUUUUGGCCCUUUAUUUGUGUGUUUUUUUGUUUUUUUUUCAUAAUGGAAAAAUUCUGAAGUAAUUUCAAUGACCAUAAUUAUAAUAUUGAUGAUGUAGGAAAACCCGGACACAUUCUUUUGCUUGUUCUUUUACAUAAAAACUAUGUGCUUGAACCUCUUAUGUUAUUUACUUAAUUUUAUUUACACACAUCAGUAAGUACUAAAUUUUAUUCUGAUACUGAAAAUAAAAAUCCAGCAUGUUAAAAAAAACUUGAUAGACUUCAAAGCUGCAAGUCUUUUAAGUAUGUCAACAAAUUUAAAAACCAGUCACACUAAGGGAUAAUAAAUACUGAGUUUCAGAUUAGCAUAUUGAAAAAUUCACAACCUGAGCAACAUGUUGCAAGUUUUUAUGUAAAAUAUGACAGAUUUCAAUUUUCUACAAAGGGUCAUAUUCAUGUUCAUAAUCUCUUCAUAUUUUUACAUGUAAUAGGUAAUUUUAAUGGAAUACUAAGUGCUUUUGGCAAGUUUAAAACAAUUUAUGUAUGUAUGUACAAUAUACCUUUUACAACAUCUUUACAAAUUAGAACAAUUUUUUUUUUAAGAUUAUCAUAUAAUUAUCUUAAAGAGUUCUGUGUAUUUUGACUGCUUUAGAAAAAUUCUGUUAUUUUAUAUUUCUUUAUUAAAGUCUCAUCUAUGUACACACAGUAUAUUACAAACAAUAUCAUAAAACAUGUGCACAGCAAUUCUAUAUAAGAAUUAUAAGAGACAAGAGAAUCGUUCACACUGUUAAUGAGGAACUGCCUUAUUGCACUGAUGCAUGUCAAAAGGAGAACUAUGUAUGUCACAUACAGUCAAACCUGUGAGUAUAAGUCACUAAAGUAAAAAAAUGAAAAUGGCUUUAAUAGACAAGUGGGCUUUAUUCAGUGGGGGUUAGUUUGUUCUAUCUAAUUGCUGAAGGGUUGUCAAAGAGUGGUCUUUAUUUACAUGGUGAUUUUUUUUUCUGAGGUGGACUUUAAGACAGGUUUGACUGUAUGUACAGAAAUGUAUGAUAUAUGAUAAUAUAGGCAUGUUUUAAUGUCAAAAAGUUUAUGUGAACAAGUAGUAGCAGUAUAUAUUUUAGACUUGUGGAUUGGGUAGUAUAUAGAAUACAAAGACAUUCAGAUAUUUGUAUUGAGAUGUCCCUAUUUCAUAGCGUAUUUGUCUGUCUACACAGCAUUCAUGUAAAUUCAUUUAAAUGAAAUAUAUGAAAGGUCACAAAAUAUGCUGUACAUGUAUAUUGAAAUCAUAAUAUUAUGUGAUAAAUUAUUGGAUUAUAACAUUUUUGUCUGUAUUGAAUAUAAAUCUUUCAUAACCUGAAAACUUUAGUUUGCUUAAGAAUUUUUUUUUUUAUAUCAUAUUGGAUAACUUGUAUUUUUGCUUAACAGUGGAAAACUUGCAUUUUUGCAUAGAUUAUUUGAUAUGUUUGGUUUUACAUAGGAAAACUUUCAUGUUUGCUAUAACCUGUAUUUUUGCUAUCAAUUUUUG
Messenger RNA from Ruditapes philippinarum (Manila clam), 4816 nucleotides. RefSeq names its product ras-related protein R-Ras2-like. Gene Ontology annotation, cellular component: plasma membrane. The transcript has 6 exons. Gene Ontology annotation, molecular function: GTPase activity; GDP binding; GTP binding. Bases 51 to 650 code for a protein of 199 amino acids. The record is from RefSeq and is a predicted model, not a curated record. Lineage: Eukaryota; Metazoa; Mollusca; Bivalvia; Venerida; Veneridae. Gene Ontology annotation, biological process: signal transduction.